AUGACGCCCCGGAAGGGUGUUGGUGGCGAUAAAGUCGAAAAGAAGACUCCCACUGGAAAGAAAGCCGACAAGGACAAGACGCCCAGUGACGGGAAGAAAGGGCCGGCCAAGAAGGAUGACGCUGCCGACGUCCCCCCCGCCGUGGAACGGUAUCCGCCUUGCAGACCAUGCCUCAAACGCGCGCUUCACGGCAGAAGCGAUGGGACUUGCAUGCAGAAGCCGAACAAGCGCCGUUACGAGCGGUGUUCUUGUGGCGGCGAAUGCUCCGUGAUUCCUCCCAAGACGAAGGACGUUUGCCUCUUCUUUCUGGCCUACCACCACAAGCAUCCCACUGUCAACGAUGAAGAUUCGGACGCUGAGACCAGUCAGACUGAUAUCGCCAAAGAGAAGCGAAACCGUCGUAUCGCUGCGAAGACCGUUCUGAAGGGCUAUGACGCGGGAGGAAGAAAACAGGACCUUGAUCUUAAGUGA
Fusarium proliferatum ET1 is the source of this 471-nucleotide messenger RNA. RefSeq lists its product as uncharacterized. The transcript is spliced from 4 exons. Bases 1 to 471 code for a protein of 156 amino acids. NCBI's taxonomy places the organism in Eukaryota, Fungi, Ascomycota, Sordariomycetes, Hypocreales, Nectriaceae. The record is from RefSeq and is a predicted model, not a curated record.